Molecule: messenger RNA, 552 nt
Organism: Suillus discolor
Lineage: Eukaryota; Fungi; Basidiomycota; Agaricomycetes; Boletales; Suillaceae
Product: N19M, NADH-ubiquinone oxidoreductase 9.5 kDa subunit
Exons: 4
Coding region: 120-356 (78 amino acids)
Source: RefSeq, a predicted model, not a curated record
UGUUUAUUCAUGUUUAAUUCUAAAGCCUUUACACAACAAGUGCAAACAAAUACAACCUCUUCCGAACCUCGAAGUUCCAGUAGGCCCACAAAUCCUGGUGUCUGCAUUGUUCUCAUCUCAUGGCGUCCAUUUUUGCUCCUUUCCGAAGAGGCUACAGGCAUCUGCAAUACCUCGCACAUGAACAGCCUGUCAUCUUUUGCUCUUGCGUCCUCGGACUCGCAGGACCAGUGCUUGCUCUGACUGUACCCGCAGUCAGAAGGAAUUGGCUCGGAUACACUCCCGCGGAGCCCAUACCUACCUCAUAUCCUUUGCCGAAACGGCCGAGAAAGCCUGUACAAGGCUAUGAGGACGAGUAGAGUAAUUGAUGGUCGGGAUAGAAUCAUAGAUAGUUCAUAAAAGUCGUUUCAUUAUAUCGACUGCUAUACGUGUGUAUUAGGCAAGCUAUCGGAGUCUCCUUUCAUCGCCUUGACCAAAUACCAUGGAUUUCCUUGCGAGAAUAUACUAUUGGUGUGUCAAUCGGUGUCACUCUUGCAUCCCGGACGGACCACCAAU